UAUGUGAAAGAGAAAUAGUCCAACCCCUGCCAAUUUGUCGAAGUAGUUAUCUAAUCUUGUUUUUAAAAUUAGAGAAAAAGAAGCAUAGAAAUUAUAACAGCUAAUUAUGUCGUUAUACAUUUUGGUAGGAAUCAAACCAACUAUAAAUAGAACGGUUGACGCCGUGAAAGGUGGUCGAAAACAUGGAUAUUGCAGACAUCGCCACCACUUCCACGACGGCGAUGACGUCACCCUCCGCCGUCGAUGACGUCAUAUCUCCUGAGGAGCAUAGCGUGACAUCUGUAAGUGAGGAUCAUGAGACGACAUGUUGGGGCUGUGGGCUCCGUGUACUUGUUUCACCGCAUGUACCAGCUUUCAAAUGUUUCUGGUGCGGAGCUAUAACCAACCAGAACAUAUUUAAAAACGAGAACCAGAACUUCAGGUGGAGACGAUUGCGAGACCGGUGCUUUGUCAGCAUCCUCAUUGUCUUCAUGCUAUUGAUAAUAUGUGGCGGUAUGUGGGCCAUUUAUCCAGCAGUAGUUUCUGCCGGUUACAUCUAUGGCGGUGUUAUCAUUUUGAUUGCUAUAUUAUUGUCCAUAUCUACCCUGUCUACAUUUAGCCUUUCUGCAUUUCGAUCUGCUGGUGCUCCACCAAACAUACUGUGGGGUAGCUAUCCUGCCGUAACAAAAGGAGCACUCGAGAAUUAUAGAUUUUGUGAAUAUUGUUCAAAGCCAAAGUCACCUAGGGCACAUCAUUGCCGUUCUUGUGGGAUGUGCGUAUUGGACAUGGAUCAUCACUGUCCAUUUAUUGGGAACUGUGUUGGUGCAGCAAACCAUCGGCAUUUCGUCAUUUUCCUCAUUUCAGCAAUCAUUAGCAUGAUUUAUGCAUCCAUCAUAUCAGCCUAUGCGGUUUAUCAUAUUUGGCCACCAUUAAGCAACUGGCAAAUUCACCUUCUGAAUGGGGCUGUUGGUCAAAAGUUGCUUAUGAGAAUGUUAAAAGAAAUUUUUCUUGCAUUUAUGAGUUCUAUGUUGUUUUUACCAGCGAGAGGACUUGUUCUUAUUUACCUCUUUAUUGCUAGUGUCUCUAUUGAGAUAGGUUUAAGCGUGCUUUUAUGGCAGCAACUCUGUUUCAUAUAUGAAGGCAAGACAUACUUGAGUCAUAUAAGUGCAUCAGGUGGUGAAAGUACUGCAGUAAAGGAUUGCCAAAAUUUCUUCCGAUUCUUUGGCUUCCCUUAUACUCCAACAAGAUAUUUGCCAAGCUUCUUCAGUUCUAAGAAGAGACACAAAAAAUGAAGCUCAAAAGAGGUUUUUUCAGGUAUAUGCUGUUUUUUUCGCGAGGACAUGUGGACAUAUGAUGUAUACGGAUAGAUUCCUUCAAACAUUACAAAUUUCUGUAGGAAGAC
Lycium ferocissimum is the source of this 1381-nucleotide messenger RNA. Its product is annotated as protein S-acyltransferase 11-like. The record is from RefSeq and is a predicted model, not a curated record. Gene Ontology annotation, molecular function: palmitoyltransferase activity. The transcript has 5 exons. NCBI's taxonomy places the organism in Eukaryota, Viridiplantae, Streptophyta, Magnoliopsida, Solanales, Solanaceae. Bases 183 to 1271 code for a protein of 362 amino acids.